Messenger RNA from Dacryopinax primogenitus, 3090 nucleotides. RefSeq lists its product as uncharacterized. The record is from RefSeq and is a predicted model, not a curated record. Gene Ontology annotation, biological process: vesicle fusion with Golgi apparatus; transcytosis; endoplasmic reticulum to Golgi vesicle-mediated transport. NCBI's taxonomy places the organism in Eukaryota, Fungi, Basidiomycota, Dacrymycetes, Dacrymycetales, Dacrymycetaceae. The coding region runs from base 1 to 3090 and encodes 1029 amino acids. The transcript has 5 exons. Gene Ontology annotation, cellular component: endoplasmic reticulum; Golgi stack; cytoplasm.
AUGGACUUUCUCACUUCGACGUAUUCACAACUACGCCAAACAGCGCAGUCACAGCUAUCAUCAGCACUCACUCCUCCAUCUCAGUCACUCCAGUCAACCAUAGACAAGCUCACGGAUAGGCUACUCCAGUCAUCGGAUAUCGCAGACAGGAGAGCCUCUUUGCUCGCUCUCAAGGGACUGAGCAGGGAUGCUAAGCGGGAGGUGGGGGAGACGGCGUUGAUGGCUCUUCUUGGAAGACUGGAAGAGGCGGAGGUGGAUCCAGAGGGGGGGAAGGCGUUGUUGGAAACCCUUCUCGUUCUUUGUGAGAGGGACGAUGACCUGCACUCCCAUCCCCAUCCCCACCCCCACCCCUACCCCCCGCCUCCUAACGCACGCGGGAAAGGAAGAGAAGACCUCGGACUGAGGCACACAGACGUCGUGCUUCAAUCUCCGGAACCGGUGCACACCCUUGUCCACCUGCUUGGACAGUCGAACUUUUAUGUCAGGUUCGGAGCGCUCCAGUUGCUCGGUGUGCUCUUGCAGAAUAGGGCGGUGGUCGUCCAGGGGUAUGUGUUGACGAGCCCGAUGGGAGUGGGGAGUCUGGUGGGGGUGUUACAGGAGAGAAGGGAGAUAAUUAGGAAUGGUACUCCUACCCCACUUGGAGUUGCACUCCUACUCCCGCGUGCUCACGCCCCUGCAGAAGCCCUCCUCCUUCUCCAGAACCUUAUAAACUCCAACGCCGACUUGCAGAAAAUCGUCGCCUUCGAAGGCGCCUUUGAGCGGCUGCUCGACAUUGCCCAGCAAGAAGGCGGAAUGGAAGGCGGCGUAGUAGUCCAAGACUGCCUAACGGCGAUCGAGCUCCUGCUAAAGUUCAACGUUUCCAACCAGAACUAUUUCAGGGAAACGUCCAACAUCCCCCGACUCCCGCCUCUCCUGCUCUUCCCCUCCCCGCCCCCUCCCCCAACCGCGCCUUCACCCCAAUCCUUCGCCCUCCAAUUCUGGGACACCCAAAAACUAGCCAACGCAAUCCUUCUCGUUAGGCUCGUCCUUCUCCUACUGGGCGGUGCAGGCCAGGGGAAAGAGCAGAACCAGCUCGCCCUCCUAGCGAGUGGGAUGACACGAGCGCUCCUAGAGCUAGGGCUGGCAAGUAACGCCCCCACAUCUCUGAAGAUCCACGCACUCAAAGCCCUCUCCCCGCUGCUAGCAAACUCGAAGCCGAACCAAGAACUCCUCGGCUCUCUCUCGCUCACCCCCUACGCCUGGGCAGGAGGGGACGAAUGGGAUCGCCUACCGCAACAAGCCUCGCUCGCCGCGCUCGUACGCACCGCCCUCUCCGGAGAUCAGGGCGCAGCCGUCCUCGUAGGAGGGGUAGAAGCCGCGCGGGAAGGGCUGGAAUGUCGUGCCGCAGCUGUAGGCGCGUUCGACUCCUUCUGCCAGUCUAACCCUGCUGGUAUACACCUCCUCUUGGAGGAACUCGUCUUCCCCCCCUCUGAACCAUCACCCUUCACCGACCCGCCCCUUCCCGCCGGGUCCCUACUCCUGCACACGCUUACCGCUCUCCCCGAACCUGAACGCGCGCCUCAGAGCCUAAACGGACUCCCUCCAGCUCGGUUCAACACCUAUCCGACGGUGUUUGCCUGUCACUUGUUUGCCCACGUGCUCCGGUCUGGGGAGGGGGCGAAGGCCGCCGCCAGGGGAGUGACACUCCCCCUCCCUCCCCAAGCACAGCAGCCCGAGCCGGAGGACGAAGCCGACCACCCGCCAACGCUCAUCCAGCUCCUGACAGGGAACGUCAACCUCGCCCUGCGGGAACAUACCCGUGCGCGAGAAGAAGGCCGGGAGAGGGAAGCGAGGGAAUGGGAGCGCGCGGCGUGUGCUUGGUUAGGGGUAUUAUGUGUUUGGUGCUGGGAGAGUGCGGGGAGUGUGAGGGAGUUCCUGGAGGAGGGGGGGAAUGUCCAGGUUCUCGUGCAGCCUAUUACUCAACCGAGCGGGAUAGACCCACUCGUUCAGGGCCUGGCGGCGUUCUUGCUUGGCACGUGCUAUGAGUAUGAUACGGAUCCUGGGGAGGUGACGAGGUGUGUUUUCUUCUCCUUUCUUCCAGGUCUUCCCUUCCUCUUCCCCUCUCCGUUCCUCCUCCUUCCUCCCCUCUCCUUGCUCGCUUCCCCCCCCCCGUCUUUACAGAUGCUGGCAGCUAACCCCGCGCACAGGGCAACCCUCCACCCCAUCCUGCUCAAACAUAUCGGCGCAGACCAGUUCGUGAACCGUAUGACACGGUUGAGGGAAGACGACAGGUUUAAACAAGUCACCCCCGACUCAGGGGUCGUCCUUUCGCCUGGACAGGACCUGCACCAGCAGGUGCAGGUGCAGGUGCAAGGGCAGGGACAGGAGCAGGGGAGGGAGGCGGAGGAAGAGGGGGAAGUGUGGUUCGAUUGGGCUUUUGUAGAGUUCUGGAAGAACACGUACUUCUCUGUCCAGCGCGCUAUUACCUCUGACCCGAAUGCCGUCAAGCCCAUUUCUGGGGAAACGCAGACCCUGGCGCUUAUCUCCUCUCUACAGGGGACGAUCCAGUCCCAAGCGCAAGACCUGGAAACCAUGCAGCGCAAGCUGGACGCCCUCCACCGAGAACGGGAAGAGGAGAGGGAAGCGUUAGGCAGUGAGUUGGACAGGCUUGGAGCGCACGUGGCGGAGAUGGGCGAGGAGCUGCAGUUGGCUGCGGGGAGGGAGAGGAGCUUGGACCUGAGGGUUGGGGAGAGGGAGAGGGAGGUCGAGAGGUUGAGAGCGGAGUUGGUGGAAGCUGCUUUUGCUCCUACUUCCGCGCCCGCAGCUGCCUCUGUCUCUCCCCCUGCUCGUGGGGGAUCUCAGGUGUCCGCUGUAUCAUCCCCCGGCACCGAGACGGAACUGAAAGCCCGACUGGCGGAACUAGACCGCGAGCUGAAAGCCGCCCAGGCGAAACUGAAAGAACAGGAAGAACAGGUCGAAGAUGCGUUUGUGGCGCUGGACGAGCUGAGCCAGAAGAGGAAGAGGGAUAAGGGGAGGAUGAGGCAGGCGGGGUUGGUCGUUAGUGAGGAUGAGGAGGAUGAGGAUAAGGAUGAGGGGGAGGAAGAUGAGUGA